AAGAAAUUAUGCCAAAAGACUUGUUUUUAGCUGGGGAGUUGAAUCUUGAAAAAUUCGUCAUUAACAUUGGUUGCCAACGUGACGGAAGAUAUAUUUAUGAAAACAACACCAGCUUCAUUGGAAUCAAGAUGGAAUCAGGAAGUUGCUUGGAUGAUUGGAUAAAAAUUUUGUUAAAAAGAUCAGAAGAAGUGCAUUUGAAAGGAUCAAUUUGUUCAAAGAUUCUUCACUCAGAAUUGGUAGAUGCAAAUGACUUCGUACAUCUGAAGUAUCUCUACCUUUAUGAUGAUUCAAAAUUUCAACAUUUUAUCCAUGAAAAGAAUAAGCCUUUGCGAAAAUGCUUAUCCAAAUUGGAGUACUUAAAUCUGAAUAACUUGGGGAAUUUGGAGAGUGUAAUUCAUGGUUAUCAUGGCGAAUCUCCUUUGAACAAUUUGAAGAAUGUAAUCAUAUCGAAUUGCAAUAAAUUGAAAACUCUCUUUUUCAACUACAACUUGGAUGACAUUUUGAAUCUUGAGCAACUUGAAGUUAAUGUUUGUGAGAAGAUGGAAGUGAUGAUCACUGUGAAGGAAAACGAGGAGGCAACCAAUCACAUUGAGUUUACUCAUUUAAAGUCUUUAUCUCUACGGUAUUUAUCACGACUUCAGAAAUUUUGCUCUAAGAUUGAGAAAUUUGGACAAUUAAGUGAGGAUAAUUCAACAAACCCGAGAAUAAGCACAGAUAGCAAUACCACCAACAUUGGUGAAUCAUUUUUCAGUGAAGAGGUAUCGCUUCCUAAUUUGGAGAAGUUGAAAAUUAGGAGCGCAACGAAUUUGAAGAUGAUAUGGAGCAAUAAUGUACUGGUUCCUAAUUCCUUUUCCAAACUGAAGGAAAUAAACAUUUAUUCAUGCAACAAUCUUCAAAAAGUAUUAUUUUCUUCAAAUAUGAUGAACAUUCUUACCUGCCUUAAAAUCUUAAUAAUCGAAGAUUGUAAAUUGUUGGAAGGAAUAUUUGAAGUGCAAGAGCCAAUUAAUAUUGUUGAAGCAAGUCCCAUCGUGCUCCAAAAUUUGAAUGAGUUGAAAUUAUAUAAUCUUCCAAACCUUGAAUAUGUGUGGAGCAAAAAUCCUAGUGAGCUUCUGAGUUUGGAAAAUAUAAAAAGUUUGACUAUUGAUGAAUGUCCAAGACUUAGAAGAGAAUAUUCAGUCAAAAUUCUCAAGCAACUUGAAGCACUAAGCAUUGAUAUCAAACAAUUUGUGGAGGUUAUAUGGAAGAAAAAGUCGGCAGAUUAUGAUAGGUUGGAAUCAAAGCAAUUGGAAACUUCUUCUUCCAAGGUGGGAGAUAGUUCUAAAUUGUUGCCGAAUCUUAAAAAAUUGAAGCUAUAUGGUUUUGUUGAGUAUAACUCAACUCAUUUGCCAAUGGAAAUGUUAGAAAUCUUAUACCAACUUGAAGACUUUGAAUUGGAAGGAGCAUUUAUUGAAGAAAUUUUUCCCAGCAACAUACUGAUUCCAAGCUAUAUGGUUUUACGGAGAUUUGCUCUAUCUAAACUACCCAAGCUUAAGCAUUUGUGGGAUGAAGAAUUCUCACAAAACAAUAUUACCUCAGUUCUUCAAGAUUUGCUUAUUCUAAGCAUUUCAGAAUGUGGAAGAUUGAGUAGUUUAGUGCCAUCAUUAGUGUGUUUUACAAACUUGGUAGUUUUUGAUGUGAUAAAGUGUGAUGGACUAACCCAUUUGCUGAAUCCUUUGGUGGCUACAAAACUUGUGCAUCUUGAACAUUUGAGAAUAGAAGAAUGUAAAAGGAUGAGUAGUGUAAUUGAGAGAGGAUCAGCUGAAGAAGAUGGAAAUGAUGAAAUUAUCGUAUUCAACAGCCUACAACUUUUAAUCAUUACUUCUUGUUCCAACCUAACAAGCUUUUAUCGUGGGGGAUGCAUUAUUAAAUUUCCAUGUUUGGAAGAAGUAUACAUUCAAAAGUGUCCUGAAAUGAAGGUCUUUUCGUUUGGAAUCGUAAGCACACCUCGUUUAAAAUAUGAAAAUAUUUGUUUAAAGAAUGAUGACGACGACGACGGCGACGACGACGAUGAUACAUUGCAUCACCCAAAAGAAUCCAAAGAGAUGAUGGUGGAAACUGAUAUGAAUAUCAUCAUUAGAAAAUAUUGGGAGGACAAUAUCGAUACCAGAAUUCCAAAUUUGUUUGAAGAACAGAAUUUGGAGGAAAGCCAAUUUGAACAUUCUUCUUCUUCGGAUAAAGUAGAGGAUCAAUAAGGAAUUAUAUUGAAAUUCUUAUGCACUACACUUUAUAUCAUUUCAUCCCCAAGGAAGAUCGUCUCCAAAAAAAAAAAACUCGCAAAAAAAUUGGUGCAUUCUUUGCAAAGAAGCCGAUAAAGACAUAAACCACCUGUUCAUCUCCUGUCCAUCUGCCCAAAAAAUAUGGGAUAAAGGGGAAGACUUAACCAAAUGGGAAAUCGACUUCUAGGAAGCAGUCCCCCUUUUGCAAAAACAUUUGCAUUCUUUACAGAAAAAGAGAGGAAAAAAAGCAAUAUUCUUCAAUUUGGUGGAUGUUUCUCUUUGGCUUAUUUGGCUAGAAAGCAACAAUAGAAUUUUCAAGAAGAAGGAAAACACACUCACUGAAAUAUGGGAAGAUGUUAAAGCUCUCACUGGCCUUUGGACGAGUGGAUCCAAUCUCUUCAGAGACUAUUUUAGUAGUUCCAUUGCUCUUAAUAUUUCUUUCUGCUUUCAUUUAAUAUGUUUUGACUGUGGGUUUCAUUAGGCUUUCUUCUAGGCCCUUGUUUUGGGAUUCCUUUCUUGGUUUCUAUACUUAUUGUUUUAUAUUUAAUGAAGCGGGAAUGAUGAGUGUGCUAAAAAGGUUUCCACCUACUGGAAAUGUCUUGGUGCAUCUGUUGACUCAUCUCAUAUCUUUUUCAAAAAAAAAAAAAAAUACUUUAUACAAAAAAGGCUCAGUUUAAUUUAGUUUUUCUCUUUCAAAUUAAAAUUAACAAAUGUGAUAGACUGAUCCAUUUACGUAUGUCUUUGACAAACCUUUGUGUAACCUCUGAAAAGUUAUUGCAAUUGUAACUCUCCAGCCCUGUUUUCUGUAACACCAUUAUAAUAUUAAUAUAUUAGGGACUCGAUGUGUACCAUCUCUUGUAGAUGGACCAACACAUUGAUCCAUGUGUUUCUUGCUCAGAAAAAAAAAAACAACUGAUCAUCAAGGUUCAGAUUAUGUUGAUGUCUCACACAAUGGGCUUUGCCAGAACCUAG
Messenger RNA from Cucumis melo (muskmelon), 3227 nucleotides. RefSeq lists its product as uncharacterized. Bases 9 to 2231 code for a protein of 740 amino acids. The record is from RefSeq and is a predicted model, not a curated record. Lineage: Eukaryota; Viridiplantae; Streptophyta; Magnoliopsida; Cucurbitales; Cucurbitaceae. The transcript has 5 exons.